Drosophila willistoni is the source of this 1454-nucleotide messenger RNA. RefSeq lists its product as uncharacterized. The transcript has 5 exons. The coding region runs from base 117 to 1304 and encodes 395 amino acids. Lineage: Eukaryota; Metazoa; Arthropoda; Insecta; Diptera; Drosophilidae. The record is from RefSeq and is a predicted model, not a curated record.
GUUGAUCUUCAGCUGUUAACUGGCUUGGUUCUAGAUUGGAGUUCAAGGACAACUACAGGACAAAUUAAAACAACAAAAAAAGACAGCGAUAAAAAAGAGCAACAGGCACAGGAAAAAUGCGCUUCUUUGUUUUAUCAACGCUUUUAUUGGCCACUUUGGCACUGGGUCAUCCUCAUUCAAAUGCUGCAAAUGUAGAACACAGAUCGGUAGCAAGUCCAUUAAACUACUAUGGUGGCCUAAGAGGGCAAUUGCUGCAAUUGCAUCCCCAAAGAGAUGGCAGCCUGGCCACCUAUAUACUCCAACCGCAAGUGAGAGCUGUGCCCAGAGAUCGGGAUGCAGAUGACACCAUCACCAUAUCAGCAGCUGGCAUAUCGGCCGUUGCAGAUGGCAGUUCCUCCCCUGCUUCAUCAUCCAUUUCGGCCAGUGCCAGUGACUUCAAUCGCAUACAAUUGGCCGCCGCUCGUCUUGUGGCCAUUCAGGAGAUGGCCAAAAGGAAGGGCUCCUUUAGCGAAGAGGAUAAUAAAAUCUAUGCCAGCAGUUUGCUUGAACUGGGACAGGCAGCCCAAAGUUUGGCCCUGCAACAACAAACGGGACAGAUUAAGGAUUUCAGUGUACUCCUGCAGCCGGAACUGUUUCCCAUACCACAAAAGCAGCCCUCAAACUUUGGACUCGAGGCAUCGGGCAUUAAUCCAGCAGAUCAGAAAAUAGAUGAGCAAAAGCUGGAAGAGGUAACCGAACAGCAAUUGUCACCGGAUGAGUUUCUGCCGCCCAAUCAAGAAGAUCCCUACGAGGAUGUCAAUGAUAGUGUGGCCAUAAUGGCGCCCAAAAAAGACGCAGCUGUGGCCGAGGCCAAGCCAGUGGGUCUCUCCAUUGCCGGUGAGGGCGGAGUGGCCUCAUCUAAGCCCAAUGCAGUUGCCCUUUCUGGGCGCAAUGGUCUGGCAGUUGCCUCACCCAAGGCCACAGCCAUUGCUGGUGUCUCUCCGGAGGAAGCCGCCGCUUUCAGCAUCUCAUUGCCCACCCGCAAUCAAUUGGUCAUCAAGACACCAAACUCGGCAGCGGAAAAGGCCAGCGAUGACUACGAUUACAAUGAUGUACCCAUAGCUGCUGCAGUCGCCCGCUUUCCAUUGACUCGCGAAACACCAUUUGUCCCCAUACGCUUCUCCGGCAAUGGUGACUCUCUCGUCGAUCAAUGGCGUACAGCCAUUGCCGAGGAAUAUGCUGCCAGGCAAACCCAAGCAAAGGUCAAAUCGCCACCCAAACCCUUCAUACGCAUGGCCCCCAAGCGGCGUUUGCAUUACGAAUGAGUCCCCAGACGAUUCCCUCUUAAAGGAUUCUUCAAACGGAUAUCCAAUGACAAUUCUAUUCUAUACACUAAAUGCUUAGAGAUAUAUAUUUUUUGUGUGUGUGCCAACUGACCAAUUGCCAAUAAUAAAAAAAAAAAACAAACCAACUUA